Molecule: messenger RNA, 1030 nt
Organism: Bipolaris sorokiniana ND90Pr
Lineage: Eukaryota; Fungi; Ascomycota; Dothideomycetes; Pleosporales; Pleosporaceae
Exons: 3
Coding region: 252-1007 (251 amino acids)
Source: RefSeq, a predicted model, not a curated record
ACCUUAUAUUGUCAUAUUAAGUCUGCAUGUCAAAAUCACCUAUCUACAAGUACCAUCAUGCACUUAAGCUACAUCCAACCUCAAAAUAUCACUAGCAUUAGAGCAAAUAGUAGCUCAUCAUGAACGCACCUUAAUGACGAUUGUCCUCGUAUGCUCCAGACUUCCCCUCAGCUGUAUGUGACCAGGCGCGCCCGUUUAGAACCCCGCAACCCCGCCAUCACCGCAUCCUGUAUACAAGCCAAACAUAUACCAUGUCUAACCAAGAAAUCAACAACGCGCGCUUCAGCGCCGAAGCCCUAGAAUGGGAUUCCAAUAAGAAGCACGUGGAAUCCACCGCCAACGCCCUCGAAGCAAUAAAACGCUACGUACCCGCUUUCAAAGAGGGUAGAAACAAAAACCUUGACGUCCUAGAAAUCGGCUGCGGCACCGGCCUCCUCUCCUUCAUGCUCGCCCCCCACGUCCGCAGCCUAAUCGGCGUCGACACCGCAGAUGGCAUGAUCUCCGCCUUCAACAUCAAACUCGCCAAUCUACCCACUGAACACCCAAACCUCUGCUCUGUGAACCACUUCCUCACCAACCCCGACGCGCACGAACUGCAGAGUGCAGCAGCACUCUUAGCGACGCAUAGAGGAGAGGAACCGAAGCCGCCGUACGAGUACCGCUUUGAUCUUGUGGUGUCGCAUCUAACGCUGCAUCAUAUACCCUCGAUGCCGGAUAUCCUGCAGACGAUGCAUAAGUGUCUGCGGCAUGGGGGCGUGGUGGCGCUGACGGAUUAUGAGGAUUUUGGGCCGGAGGCUGUACCGUUUCAUCCUGUGAGUAAGCGGCCUGGGGUGGAGCGGCACGGAAUCAAGAAGAAAGAAAUCGAGGAGAUGUUGCUAGGGACGGGGUUCAACGAGGUGAGGGUUGAGGAGGCGUUUGUGUUGAGGAAGGAAGUAGAGGCCGAAGACGGGAAGCCGGCGAGGGAGAUGGAUUUUCCGUUUUUGAUUUGCUUUGGUGUUAAGAGUUGAAAGGAAUGCAAUGCAGGUAGAGU